This is a messenger RNA of Ipomoea nil (Japanese morning glory), 1553 nucleotides long. RefSeq names its product apyrase-like. The coding region runs from base 49 to 1413 and encodes 454 amino acids. Gene Ontology annotation, biological process: nucleoside diphosphate catabolic process. Gene Ontology annotation, cellular component: membrane. Lineage: Eukaryota; Viridiplantae; Streptophyta; Magnoliopsida; Solanales; Convolvulaceae. The record is from RefSeq and is a predicted model, not a curated record. Gene Ontology annotation, molecular function: nucleoside diphosphate phosphatase activity. The transcript has 10 exons.
CUUGCUUUCAAAUUAUCAUAAUCUCUUUUCUUUAGAAUCAUAAAGGCUAUGGUGACGAUGCUGAUCAAACAAAGUAAUUAUCAUCUUAUCUUGAUAUCCUUUACACUUCUCCUCUUGCCCCUAGCUUGUUUCUCCCGGUCUCAUGUCCGGCGAGUGCUCCUCAGCCACGAAGCUGAUAGCUACGCCGUUAUAUUUGACGCCGGAAGCACCGGCAGCAGGGUCCAUGUUUUCCGUUUUAACCAAAACUUGGAUCUCCUCCCUAUUGGCGAUGACGUUGAGUUUUUUGUCAAGAUAUCCCCAGGGUUGAGUUCAUAUGCAGAUGAUCCAGAAGCCGCUGCCAAGUCCCUAGAGCCACUCCUACAAGAAGCAGAAGGUGUUGUACCAAUUGAGUUGCAACCUGACACACCACUUGAAUUAGGGGCAACUGCAGGGCUUAGAAUGUUAAGUGGAAACGCAGCUGAUGAAAUUCUGCAAGCAGUGAGAGAUAUGUUGAAGAAUGAAAGCAGUUUCAAGUACAAGGCUGAAUGGGUUUCCAUUCUUAAUGGAACACAAGAAGGCUCUUACUUUUGGGUUGCCAUGAAUUAUUUGUUGGAGAAUUUGGGGAAAGAGUACCAAAAAACCAUCGCAACAAUUGACCUUGGUGGUGGAUCAGUCCAAAUGUCAUAUGCCAUCUCAAGGGACACUUUUGUUGAUGCACCCAUACCCGAAAAUGGAGAAGAGCCUUAUGUGCUGGAAAAAUAUCUCUUGGGGGCAGAUUACUACCUCUAUGUACACAGUUAUUUGAACUACGGCCUGUUAGCAGGUCGAGUUGAGAUUUUAAAAACGUCAGCAAACUCUACCAAUGCUUGUAUUUUAGAAGGUUAUGACGGUUACUACACAUACAAUGGUGUUUCAUACAAAGCAAAAGCUCCACCAAGUGGUACUAGCUUGAAGAAUUGCAGGAAAUUAGCCAGAAAAGUGGUUGAUUUCAGGGCACCCUGUAAGUAUCAGAAUUGCACAUUCAAUGGGGUGUGGAGUGGUGGAGGAGGGGCUGGAAUGGAGAAUGUCUACAUUUCGUCAUAUUUCUAUGAUAUAGCAUCUCAGGUUGGUAUUGUUUACCGACCAACUACGCCCUCUAGAAUAAUUAAGCCAAGAGCAUACCUAGAAGCAGCAAAGGUAGUUUGUGCAACCAAGUAUGAUGAUAUGAAGUCUAGUUUUCCUAAUGCACAAGAGGACUUUUAUCCAUACUUGUGCUUGGAUUUGGUAUACCAAUACACAUUGCUCGUGGAUGGAUUUGGUCUACAUCCUAGAAAGGAGAUUACGGUGAUAACUGAAGUUGAGUACAAAAACUACAAGGUUGGAGCAGCUUGGCCCCUUGGUUGCGCCAUUGACGUCAUCUCAUCGUCAGCUAAUAAAUUGUCAUCCAAAUAUUAAGUUACUGUUCUUGAUUUAAUAAUGCUUUAAUUUUGGUUUUAUGCCAAAGUGGCCUGCUAGCUCAUAUAACAAUCAUGUUUAUUACCGUUGCCAAUAAAUGUUUAUCGAUCACGUCAGGCCACCUUAUUGGGUGCACAUAU